ACUCCGCAUGUUUGGCUGCAUUGCGCAGUCUCAGCCCCAUCUCGACUUUUAUCCCUUGAGUCGUGUGAUUCCAGCAGCCACUCACUUUUAUUAACACAGUUGCAUCUCGGAGGACUUCACUCUCAUUUUGUCAUGUCUGAUCGAAUCUAGCGCUCUUCCAACUCUCAGUGUCCUUCCUUACGCAAUAUCGUUUCGUCCUGCCACACCAACAUCAUGGGACCCUUGCCGUCACAGGACCGACCCUUGUCUGGUCUUGCCGCGCUCAAAGCGAAAAAGGCCGCUCCCAAAUUCAUGACGAAGAUUGUCACCGUGCAUCCAACAACGAAGCCGACCCCAAAGCCUCAAUUGUCCGAUUCGUCGUCGCAGUCUCCUUCCUUGCGCAAACCUGUCUCCAAUGGCGCCCCCCGAAAAGAAACCAUUCCUCGCAAAUCAAGCACGCCUGCCUCGGUGCCUUCCAGGCAAGGUAGCCGUGAGCCUCUGGAGCGAGUCAGACAUGAACGACAAAACCGGGUCAAGCGUGCAUCUCCUGCAGUUUCGACACCGAGAUUCACAAGCUCCGAUGACGAUAGUGAAGAGGAAAAGCCGAAGAAGCGAAUACGCAGAGACCAAAAUGACAGUAUCGACGAAAAACGGAAAGUGAGGGACCCUCAGGCGUUCUCGGCGGAUGAUAGCGACAGUCUCCCUAUGAUCCAUGCCAUACAAAUUGCAAACACCAAAGCCGAUGCACAAGGUAGGGUCAAGUAUGAAGCAUUCUUCACAGCGUUGAAAGGUGAUGAGGAUGACGACCCUGUUAUCGAACUUCAAUAUCCCACCUCGUUACAGGGCGAGGAGUACCAGCUGGUCAGACCUAUCGAUUCCUCCGACUUCAAGCCGUUGGAUGAAAUAGAAGCCAAUAUGAAAAUAGUGGCCGAAUACUAUCUGGACCGCGACUCGGCACGCAAAGUCAACAAUGAAGAAGAGGGCACAGGAUUCGUGCAAAUGUUGCACCGACACGCAAGCCAAGGUUUGAAAGGACGAGUUGGGGCUCAGUCAAACUACAUCGACGUUGUCAACCAAUACAACACUCUAAUAGCGGAAAAGCGCAAAGACGGCACGAUCGGCAUGAAGCUGGAUCAAAUGACUCGGGUCGACCUCAGGUUGGUCGAACACAUCAUCAGAGGUCAGGUCUAUGCUCGAACAGUAUCGCCUAGCGUCGAAUCUGUGAGACAGUACGAGGGUUUCUCGAACUUCGUCUAUGGAGAACUUCUUCCCAAAUUCUUGAGUCGGAUAUUCAAGGAGACCGGCUUGAAAUCUGAUCAAGUGUUCGUCGAUCUCGGAUCCGGCGUUGGCAACUGUGUUGUUCAAGCAGCGCUGGAAACUGGUUGUGAGUCGUGGGGUUGCGAAUACAUGGAAAAUCCGAACGAGUUGGCCCAGCUCCAGGCAAGGGAGUUCCGGGCUCGUUGUCAGCUCUGGGGCAUCAAGCCUGGCAGCGUCCACCUCAUUCAUGGAGACUUUCUCAAGAACGAGGCAGUGCGUCAGGCUCUCAAACGAGCGGACGUCGUCUUGGUCAACAACCAAGCAUUCUCCGCGGAGCUCAACGACAACCUGAAAUACAUCUUUUUGGAUCUCAAGGAGGGUUGCCACAUUAUCAGCCUCAAGCCCUUCCGCAGUCCCUCUCACAAAAUCAAAGAAUCGAACGUCAACGAUCCGAUAAAUGUGCUCUCAGUCAUUGAGAAAGAUCGCUGGAGUGGAAUGGUCAGCUGGGCAGAUGAUCCCGGGAAGUGGUUUCAUCAACGGAAGGAUAAGAGAGAGUUGGACGCCUUUAUUAAGAGCAUGGGAGCCCAUGAUUAGCAAUUGGACACGGUCAAGCGUUACGCGACGGAAUCGAACGAGGCAGCAAAUUCGGGAUUAGGAAGGGCCGGCCUCCGCUCAUUCUUGGAUGAAAGCUUUGACGACUGAUGAUUGACGAUUUUGCAUAGCGAUGGACCGGCAGCGACCAUUUUGGCAAUUUGGCUCUUUGGCCAUGCUUCGACAGCUAAUGUACUACCUAGUUAUUAGAAAUUGGCCUGGUGCUACUGACGCACUAGUGCUUUGAUGAUAAGAGAUCGUGG
Exophiala xenobiotica is the source of this 2090-nucleotide messenger RNA. RefSeq lists its product as uncharacterized. Gene Ontology annotation, biological process: regulation of transcription regulatory region DNA binding; subtelomeric heterochromatin formation; DNA repair. Gene Ontology annotation, cellular component: nucleosome; nucleus. Lineage: Eukaryota; Fungi; Ascomycota; Eurotiomycetes; Chaetothyriales; Herpotrichiellaceae. The transcript has a single exon. The record is from RefSeq and is a predicted model, not a curated record. Gene Ontology annotation, molecular function: histone binding; histone H3K79 methyltransferase activity. The coding region runs from base 214 to 1830 and encodes 538 amino acids.